Messenger RNA from Schistocerca serialis cubense, 597 nucleotides. RefSeq lists its product as uncharacterized. NCBI's taxonomy places the organism in Eukaryota, Metazoa, Arthropoda, Insecta, Orthoptera, Acrididae. The record is from RefSeq and is a predicted model, not a curated record. Bases 1 to 597 code for a protein of 198 amino acids. The transcript has 3 exons.
AUGUACGAGGGGCGUUCAGAAAAUUUGGUCCGCGGCGGGUUCCAGCCGCGCCUUCCGACUUCGCUGCCGCCCCCAGGGCAGCAGCAGCAGCCGUCGCCGCUACCACGCCGACAGCCCGUCCCGUUGAUGCCUCCCGCGCAGCUUCAUCCGGGAGCGCCCCAGGUGGUCGCUCCGGCGCCUGCGGUCCCUCUUCAGUCGCCACCGCCUUCGGAGCUGAUGGACGUCGACCCCUCAGCCGGGCCGCCUUCCCAAGCGGUGGCUGUGCAGCCUGUCCUGCAGCCGCUUUCCUUGGGCACCCCCAAGGAGUCUGACACCGCAGCGCCUUGUCCGGCGCCCACUCAGCAGCCGUCGACGCAGCGUCAGGAGACGCUGCCUCUCUUCGUGGGUCCCGACGCCCCGUCGCGUCCAGUACCAGAAGCUGCGCCCGUGGUCACAGGCGUGCACCCUGACUUCGGUUUUCAGUCGGUGUUUCCCGAGGCCCCGCGCAGCCAAUGCUGGGGUGCGGACCGGGGACUGCCACCGACAACAGUCUCCGCCCCGGAAUGCUGCAUCCGCAGGGAGCCAGAUGAAAUGGAAGCGGCCCCGGCCCUCUGCUGA